Saprolegnia parasitica CBS 223.65 is the source of this 846-nucleotide messenger RNA. RefSeq lists its product as hypothetical. The record is from RefSeq and is a predicted model, not a curated record. The transcript is spliced from 2 exons. The coding region runs from base 1 to 846 and encodes 281 amino acids. Lineage: Eukaryota; Oomycota; Saprolegniomycetes; Saprolegniales; Saprolegniaceae.
AUGCGACGUUGGUCUGCCACCGCCUUGGUCGUCUGCCUCCUCCUCGCCAUCAGCGGCGUCGCAGCAAGCAACGAGACCACACCCACCGUGACGACCAUCGUAACACCGACCACCGUGACGCCGCCACCGACAACGACUCCGCCACCGACGACGACCGUGCCACCGCCGACGACGACAACGCCCGUGUCGACAACGACAGAAGCGCCCAAGACGCCGGCGCCCACGACGACACUACCGCCUUCAACGACGGCCCCGGCCACGCAACCGCCGCGCCGGCCACCGCCGCGCCCGGGGACCAACGCACCCAAGACAGCGGCCCCGGCCACACAGGCGCCAACUGCGCCGCCAUCGACGGAGACGCCGACGCCGAAUUCGUCCGAAACGACGCCAACACCCACAACAACGACGGCUCUGCGCACGGCGACCAAAUCGCCCGUGGUCACGCCAGCACCGACCGAGGAGUCGACGGCGCUUGGCGUCUGGCCCGUCGUUGGCAUCAUUGCCGCGGGCGCCGUCGUCUUGGCCGCGGGUGUUGUCUGCUUCAUCAAGCGCCGGCACAUGCGUGGCUCGAUGCCGGUGCACGACGACCCGUUGACCCCGACGCACGCGGCAGGCGCAGCGGUCUUUGAGACGUACACGGACGGCACGACACCGACGGCCGUCGACACAGCGCCGCGCUUCCAACACGAGAACGACAGCUACAUGGAAGAGCCGCGCCGGCCACAGCUCUGGGAAAGCACGCUCGAGUCACAGCCGACCACGUCGUUCGUAUCGGAUAGCCACGGCAGCGCGUUCGACUCGUUCGUGUCGCGGAGCAGCACGGGCAACGACACUUUUGUGCGCUAG